GAAAUGCCCGGUUGCCGACUGGGUCAGAGCACCGAACCGCAACUCCAUUCCGCAUCUUUCCUAACGACGACGACCUUUGCAACAUUAUCCUAUCAUUUCGCUCAUUUCGACAUUAUCCACCAAAUUGAACGCAUACUCGGUCGAGAUAUCCAUCGGGCUUUCGUCCGUAAAGCCAUCAUCGGCUAACUAUCAUUAAUCCACGAACCUCACGCUUAUCUCCAAUCAGUCAAGAUGUCGAACCGACAACUCGCCCGCGACAUGCAAGUCGAAUUCCAGGCUCGCUUCCAAGCCAAACAAGCCCGCCGCGAGGCCCAAAAAGCCGCGAAACAGGACCCGCUCUUAAAGAAGCAGAUCCAAGAGCUACUAAAAAAAGGCGACACAGCGAAGGCGUACCAGAAAGCCAAGGUCCUGCUCUCAAAGCAGGCUCUCGCGCAGCAGAUGGACCAGAUGGCCGACAUGGCCGAGCUGAGCGUAUCGCAGAUCCAGGCGAACAACGCGAUGAACCGCAUGACGCACAUGAUGGGGCAAUCCUCGCGCACCAUGAACGCCGCCCAGCGGAACAUGAACCCGGAGCGCACCCUCAUGACGCUCGAGCAAUUCAAGCAGCAGAACGAAGAAUACGCCGUGAACAACGGGAUCUACCAAGACGCGAUUUCGCAGACGACCUCGCAGCAGGUAUCCGAGGAAGCCGUGCACGAGCUGCUGGGCAAGCUCGCCGACGACGCCGGCGUCCAGCUCAACUCCCAGCUGAACGCCGCGCAGCCCAGCAGCGCCGAGCCCGCUUUGCCUGCCGCCGCGGAACCGACGGCCGAGGAGGAGGACGCGCUGCAGCAGCGCCUGAGGGCUCUUAGGGCUUAGAAGGCUGGGGGCUUUGAUGGCGGUGCUGGUGGUGAUGGCGAUGGUGGUGCGGGAGGGGGUGGUGGUGGGGGUGAUGAGGAGGAGCGGGUUGCGCAGUUGGCGAUGUGAGUGCUAAGUGGAGUGACUGGCUUGACUGCAACAAGUAGGACUAGAAGCACACCCGUGAGAUGGAUGUAGAGGGAAGGCAGACUUUGAUUACCUAGCAUUAACAACAACAUAAGGGACGGGUUUGGCGUUCCGGUUUCUCAUGUUUGUCCCCGGGGGCUGAUAUGGCAUCGCUUAUUAGUUACCAGGGACUAGAAACAAAUGAUGUUUUUUUUUUUGCUCCUUGAUGGGCGGGGUUUGGGACUUGUGGGUUGGGUUGUUGAAUGAAUAGACGAUUUUUAAGUCUUGCGUGCUGCUUAUGUCUUCAACGUGUUAAUGUAGAUGGGUUUAUGUUGAUAUGUAAGUGAAUUAAUUAACGGGGCAACAACAUGAUUUUAUUAUUACUUAUGC
This is a messenger RNA of Annulohypoxylon maeteangense, 1353 nucleotides long. RefSeq names its product Snf7 family protein. Lineage: Eukaryota; Fungi; Ascomycota; Sordariomycetes; Xylariales; Hypoxylaceae. Gene Ontology annotation, biological process: protein transport; endosome transport via multivesicular body sorting pathway; late endosome to vacuole transport. The transcript is spliced from 3 exons. Gene Ontology annotation, cellular component: multivesicular body; ESCRT III complex. The coding region runs from base 232 to 858 and encodes 208 amino acids. The record is from RefSeq and is a predicted model, not a curated record.